AGCUAGGAGGUUGUAGGCACACUUGCAGCAUACGCUGUGUCCACAGGGAAGGAGAAGCGGCGAGGAAAACAGAUUGUUGCAGUACGGACAGGAAAGCUCCCGCUCAAGCGCCUCCAUUUUGGAAGUUGAUGUGUCAGCUGUCGGGUCAAAAGUUGCUCCAACAUGGCCGCCUUGCAAAGAAGUUUUUCGGCAGCACGGUCACAAGUUUGUGUUCUGAGGUCCUGGCAAAGUUGCAAGCAGUACAGAGGCCAAAGAUGGGUUAAACCACUCAACCUACAGCAGAGGGGGUACAGGGCAGCAGUCUGCCACAAGAUCAAGGCUCCAAUGGAAGUGGGGGAUCUUCCGUCGGUAGAGAAAAUUCCCAAAGGCAUGGUGAAAGUUGCAGUCCACAGUACUGGUAUCAACUUUGCAGACAUCCUAAUGGUGGCAGGUGCAUAUCAGGAGAGACCUGAACUGCCAUUUGUACCAGGGUUUGAAAUGGCUGGAGAAGUCAUGGCAGUUGGAGAGGGUGUGACAGCUUUUAAGGAGGGACACCGAGUGGUGGGACUCCUCCAGCCACCUGGCAGCUAUGCUGAAGAAUGCCUGGCUAAUGAAAAGAUGCUGUUCCACCUGCCUGACUCAGUGACGUACACAACAGCAGCUGCAGACUGUGUUAGUGACAGCUGCUGCAGGUGCUCUGGGUACAGCUGUAGUGGACCUGGCAGCACAUGCACUAGGUGCUGCUGUGAUAGGGGGAGCAGGUAGCCAGGAGAAGUGUGAGUUUGUGAGCAGCAGAGGUGCACAGCACACCAUCGACUAUAGUCAGGACAGCAUCAAGGACAGGGUGAAGGUCAUCACCCAGGGGAGGGGGUGUGACGUCGCCUUUGAUGGAGUCGGGGGAAAAGUGUUCGAAGACUGUCUGAAGUGCCUUGCCUGGGAGGGUCGUAUGUUGGUGGCAGGGUUCGCUGGAGGAGACAUUCCCAAAAUCCCAGCCAACCUUCUUCUGGUGAAGAACAUAAGUGCAGCCGGACUGUACUGGGGAAAAUAUGCCAUGCAGAAUAUUGGAGUGUUACGACAGACGGUAAAAGAUACCUUGACACUGAUGGAAGAAGGGAAAAUAAAGGGACCACCACAACCUACAACAUUCAAGCUGGAACAGGUUAACGAGGCCUUCAAGUUCAUCAUGGACAGAAAAUCAAUCGGCAAAGUUGUGUUGGAGAUAAGAUAGAAGUCAGAGAGAUGAUGCCACAUUUGUGACGUGUCAAUUUAAAGUGUACCAUCCAGCUGGCUACUCUCCAAGCAGAGGUUAGGCUG
Messenger RNA from Branchiostoma floridae (Florida lancelet), 1293 nucleotides. RefSeq names its product quinone oxidoreductase-like protein 2 homolog. Lineage: Eukaryota; Metazoa; Chordata; Leptocardii; Amphioxiformes; Branchiostomatidae. The record is from RefSeq and is a predicted model, not a curated record. Gene Ontology annotation, cellular component: mitochondrion. Gene Ontology annotation, molecular function: oxidoreductase activity.